UCGAUGCCCUUCAGCAGCUUCCCGACGCUCGCCCGCAUCUGCUCGAAGGCCGCCAUGGCUGCGGAGGCAGGAGACAGAUACAACCCAGAAAAUCUUGUCACUCUGCAGCACUACGUGGAGACCCAGGCCAAAGAGAACGCCUAUGACUUGGAGGCCAAUCUGGCUGUGCUCAAACUGUAUCAGUUUAAUCCUAACUUAUUCCAAGUCUCAGUGACUGCCCAGAUCCUCCUCAAGGCACUGACCAACCUUCCUCACACCGACUUCACACUCUGCAAGUGCAUGAUUGACCAGGCUCGCUCAUUUGCCAUGUAGUUGGAAUCACAUACCAGCACAUAGACCGGUGGCUUCUGGCCAAAAUGUUGGGCGAUCUAACAGAUAAUCAGCUGAAGUCUUGGAUGAGCAAAUACGGCUGGGUAGAAACGGAGCCUGGGACAAUAUUCAUUUGCAACCAGGAGGAGAACAUCAAGCCUAAAAACAUCGUGGAGAAAAUAGACUUUGACA
Messenger RNA from Thamnophis sirtalis, 501 nucleotides. The record is from RefSeq and is a predicted model, not a curated record. Lineage: Eukaryota; Metazoa; Chordata; Lepidosauria; Squamata; Natricidae.